AUGAACUCCAUUACACAUAAUAAAAGUGACCAAAUUAAAAUUUUAAUUUCUAAUUUAAUUGGUAUAUCAAAUUGGGAUUCAUUAUCGAUUCAGCAUGAUGGCAUUGACCAUGGAUUAGAUAUUAAUUUAUUAAAGGUUAUCAAUGAUAUAAUAUACCAAGACCAAAUCAACACCACCUUUAUCAGCACAACAGAAUGCGACGACAACUCUUCAGACCAAUGCGACACUAAUAGCAAUGUAGUUCAUAUGAUAUCUAAAGAAAUCGAUUCGGAGUAUAGUUCCCAAGCAUCAUCUUCCAAAUCAAAAAAUAAAAGAGCAACUUUUUCAUCCAAAUCAUCAUCUUCAUCAUCAUCAACAUCAUCAAAAUCAGCAGUAUUUGACAAUAUACAUAAACAAUUACAUUCACUCAAAAGGAAAUCAAAGAAGCAAAUUGAACAAUUAGAAUCAUUAAAAGCCAUAUUCCAAACCAGAUUAAAUAGCAACAACAUAAACACAAAUAGCACCAAUGAAUAUAACCCAAGUAUCACUUUUAACCUUGGUAAAGAAUUUGUUAUUUCAAAUUUAUUUUUGGACCAAAUUAUUCUAUUAUUAGACUUUUUACAUUCGAUUGCACUGGAAAUUGAAAACUCGUUGGGAUACUGGGAGGCCAAAGACUCGAUCUACUAUUCAUUAGAAAAGACUCCAUUGUUCUGGUUAAAAUACUAUCAUCAAGAAUUAAACAAAAAAAUUCAAUUUUCAAAUAAGUUCAACGAGAUUCAUAAUAUAACAGCUUCAGCAUCACUCGUUUAUGUUUCAAAAGCAUUAAAUAAAUUCAAUAAUAUAUUUAAAAGAUCUUCAAAAAAAUCACUAAAAUCACUAGAAUCAGUGAAUGAAAUGUUAAAAGAAAAAAAAUUAGAUCAAGAUAAUUAUAAUUUAAUUUUUAAUUUAAAAUUCCCAAUUAAUGAAGAUCAAAAUGAAAAUAAUAAUAAUAACAAUAACAAUAAUAAUAAUAAUAAUAAUAAUAAUAAUAAUAAUAAUAAAUAUCAAGCAGAAUUAAAGCAUCCAAAGGUAGAAUUACAAGAAAGAAUUAAAAGAUUAAAAUCCUAUCAAACUAUUAUAUCAGUAUUAAUUGGUAGAUUAACUUAUUUAUUAGAUACAUUUAAAUCAAUCAAUUCAUUAGAACAAUUUAAUGAAUUAAUGUCAAAAUCAAAUAUCAUUAUAUUUGAUUGUUUGUUAAUUUUAUCAAAAUCAUUUUAUAAUAAAUUAAAAAUCAAAAAACAAUUACUUCAAUCAAAGCAAUUCAUCGAUAUAUUGGUACAACAAAAAGAUCAAGAGGAAAACCAUCAAAUUAAUAACUUUAAUAUUAUUGUAUCAAAUCAUAUGGUGCUAAAUAACCUCAUAUACUCGAUUGAAAAGAUAGUGUCUAAAGAUGGUAUUCCAAACUUCCUCAGUAGAAACUGGCUCAAGAUCACCCUAUCCUCAAUGGUAACCUUCAUAAUGAUCAAGUAUUCAUAUGACAAUUUUGACUCUUUUGUUGCCAGUGCCAAAGAUACAAGAGAUGCAUUAAUUAGAUUCUACAACGAGCAUUUAGAAGAACCACUAUGGAACAUCUGGAGUGUAAUUAGAUACGAUAAAAAGACCUUACAAUUAACAGAUCCAGUAUCUCUUCAAUCCUCCAUCGACUCAUUGGGUAGAAUGGUAUUGGAGUUUAAUUCUGACAAAGGUUUGAAGCUAUCAGAUUUGGACAAAGCUCAACUUUUAGAUUUAGCAAGUCGUGGUGAUAUUUCCUCUAUCAUGAAAUCAUACGAAGAUAAUAUUCGAUCACCACUUGCAAAUAUUGUAUUUGGUGAUUUGGUUCGUUUAAUUUUAAUCCAAGUUCAAAAAGAAAAAGUUGAUGUUGACAAAGCUUUGAUUGCCAUUGACAAAUUGCUCCAAUCCAAUGAAUUAAACUUCCAAUUGCUUGCCGCCAUUCCAUCAGUUAUAUUUGUAGCAUUCAUCAUUUGGCAAAUUAAAAAACUUUUUACAAACACCAAAACCACAUUACCAUACUCCCAAAAAGUUAUCUUUACCACACUCAGAAAGAUAAAUCGUACCCUUAUCAUCAAUAAUGGCGAACAGCAAAACUUACCUCCUUUUAUAUCACCAUUAUUAUUAACUACCCAACCCUCAUUAUUCAACUUUUCAAAAAUUAAUAACUAUAACAGUCAGAUUUUAUUAUCGUCAAGUAACAAUAGUAUUCAUAACCACCCACAAGACGAGCACAAUCUUUCAUCUUUAAUCAAAUCUCAAUUUAAACCAUUCGAAAAAUAUGGAACUAUUUUAAUCUCAACCAAUAAAUUAAGAAUCCAUCAAAAAUCAGUAAGAGAAACUAAUGAAAGUCAAUGGUUUAACGAAGAUAUCAAUGAUUUAGAAUCUGAUCAUUUAUCAAACCAAGAUAAAAUACAAACCAUAAAUAGAAUGUUUAUGACCUAUUCAUUUUUAAAAAAAAUAAAAUAA
Molecule: messenger RNA, 2475 nt
Organism: Dictyostelium purpureum
Lineage: Eukaryota; Evosea; Eumycetozoa; Dictyosteliales; Dictyosteliaceae
Exons: 1
Coding region: 1-2475 (824 amino acids)
Cellular component (GO): mitochondrial outer membrane
Source: RefSeq, a predicted model, not a curated record